Molecule: messenger RNA, 549 nt
Organism: Cutaneotrichosporon oleaginosum
Lineage: Eukaryota; Fungi; Basidiomycota; Tremellomycetes; Trichosporonales; Trichosporonaceae
Biological process (GO): mitochondrial electron transport, NADH to ubiquinone
Source: RefSeq, a predicted model, not a curated record
CCCGCUCGCGACCACCGACCGGCACCUCAACGGCUCCGCGACCUCGUUCGAUACCUCUACUGCUCGCCAUGUCCGGACCCCAGGCCUACACCGCUGCUCACCGGCUCUACGUCAAGUCGCUGUACCGGCGCUACCUUACAAACGCGCUCAACUGGUACAUCCGGCGAGACCUCUGGCGCCAGAAGGCCAUCGAGAUCCGCGCCGAGUUUGAGCGUAACCGCAACAUCACGGACCCUCGUGCACUCGCCAUUGUCCUUGAGCAGGCCGAGGCCCGUCUUGCGAAGGAGGCCCACCCCGACCCCUACCGGCCACCGCUCUUCCCCGACGGCACGAAGUGGGAGCGCAACAUCCCCCCCAAGAUGUUCGGGGACGCCGCCCACCACCACUAGACAAAAGGCAUUAUUUUGUAUCAACAAUGGGGAAUGCAUAGCGUAGCAAGACCCCCGUUGCAGUCACAUAUACAGUUUCUUGGCGAACUUCUGGUUCAAAUCGUCCAUGUUGGCGCGAACGCGGCGUGUUUCGAUAUCGGGCGUCUCGGGCGUGACUGGC